Molecule: messenger RNA, 828 nt
Organism: Phasianus colchicus (ring-necked pheasant)
Lineage: Eukaryota; Metazoa; Chordata; Aves; Galliformes; Phasianidae
Gene: TVP23C
Product: trans-golgi network vesicle protein 23 homolog C
Biological process (GO): vesicle-mediated transport; protein secretion
Cellular component (GO): Golgi membrane
Source: RefSeq, a predicted model, not a curated record
GAGAUUGGCCGCUGUGGUGAUGUGGCGCGGCCGGAAGUGGUGCUGGGGCCGGAAGUGGUGCUGCGGCCAUGCUGCGGCAGGGCAGCAGUGAUGACAUUGAGGAUGUCUCUCUGUUUGAUGCCGACGAUGAAGUAUCCAGGAGAUCAAAAAAGUCAAAAAUAAGGCAUCCAGUGGCAUCAUUUUUCCACCUGUUCUUCCGAGUCAGUGCGAUAGUUGUCUAUCUGCUCUGUGAGCUCUUAACUAGCAGCUUUAUUGCCUGCAUGGUGACAAUUAUUCUUCUCUUGUCGUGUGACUUUUGGGCCGUAAAGAAUGUCACAGGGCGACUGAUGGUUGGCCUCCGCUGGUGGAAUCAGGUGGAUGAUGAUGGUAGAAGUCACUGGAAAUUUGAAUCUAGAAAGGUAUCAGCACAAGGACAUAAAACCUCCUCAGAAUCAGAGUCCCGAAUUUUCUGGCUGGGUCUGAUUACCUGCCCUAUCAUCUGGGUGAUAUUUGCUUUCAGUGCUCUGUUUUCUUUCAAAGUGAAAUGGCUGGCAGUAGUUAUGAUGGGAGUGGUUCUACAGGGAGCCAACCUUUAUGGAUACAUCAGAUGCAAAGUUGGCAGUAGGAAAAACUUGACAAGCAUGGCAACCAGCUAUCUUGGAAAGCAGUUCUUGCGGCAGACUGUGGCUAAAGAGGACCAGACAACAUCCUGAGCAUGGUAGAAGCCUCAUGCUGGAUUGGAUUCACAGUAGUGAAGCACAGAGAAUGUUGCUCUGACCAUGAGAUUUGGGAGCUGCUUAAAUGAGGUGUGAAUUAAAAGUAAAUACAUUGUGCAAGACUUCCAGUUAA